CGCACAUACAUGACGUAGGCAGCGCGCCAAGAUUCUUCCAGCCGCCGUAGACAGGAGAUAUCUUUCACGGUAGGGUCUCAAACCCAAGACCUCACCCACGCUGGGCAAGUAUUCUAACAAACACCUGCAGAUGGCCCUCGUACUUCGUUUUUACGUUCGCCCCUCUGGCCACGAGGGGGCAGCGUGUGGACACAGUCUUCGGAAACUGCAAGGGAAACUGCCAGAGCUGGAGAAUGUUGAGACCGAGCUGUGCUACAACGUGAACUGGACAGCUGAGACCCUCCCAAGUGCCCAGGAGAUGAAGAAGCUAAAGUGGCUGUUUGGCUGCCCCUUGUUCCUGGAUGGUGUUGCUCAGGAGUCCUGGCUCCAUCCUGGCUCCAGUGACCUGCUGCUGGAGGUCGGGCCCAGGCUGAACUUCUCCACCCCAACAUCCACCAACAUCGUCUCCGUGUGCCAGGCUGCUGGACUGGUUGCUGUGGACCGUGUGGAGCCGACCCGGCGCUACCGACUCUCGUUUGCCUGCCAUCCUUCGGCUGAGAUGAAGGCUGUGGCCUUGGCUGCCCUGCAUGACCGGAUGACCGAGCAGCUCUUCCCCCAUCCCAUCCAGAGCUUCCUCCCUGAGAGUAUCCCAGCCCCGCUUAGCGGCCCCAUCGACAUCCUGGCAGAGGGCCGGUCUGCCCUGGAGAAGGCCAACCAGGAGCUAGGUCUGGCUCUAGACUCCUGGGACCUGGAUUUCUACACUAAGCGUUUCCAGGAGCUGCAGCGGAACCCCAGCACCGUGGAGGCCUUUGACUUGGCUCAGUCCAAUAGUGAGCACAGCCGGCACUGGUUCUUCAAGGGCCAGCUCCACCUGGACGGGAAGAAGCGGGCACACUCCUUGUUUGAGUCCAUCAUGAGCACUCAGGCAGCCUCAAACGCCAACAAUGUCCUCAAGUUCUGUGAUAACAGCAGUGCAAUCCAGGGGAAGGAAGUCCGAUUCCUGCAGCCCGAGGACUCUACAAAGCCAAGCUGCUUCCGGCAACAACAGCAGCUGAGACAUGUCGUCUUCACAGCAGAGACACACAACUUCCCCACAGGAGUGUCCCCCUUCAGUGGUGCAACCACAGGCACGGGCGGCCGGAUCCGAGAUGUCCAGUGCACGGGCCGCGGGGCCCACGUGGUGGCUGGCACUGCUGGCUAUUGCUUUGGAAACCUCUUCAUCCCAGGCUAUAAUCUUCCCUGGGAGGAUCCAAGCUUCCAGUACCCUGGGAACUUUGCCCGGCCUCUGGAGAUUGCCAUUGAGGCCAGUAAUGGGGCAUCUGACUACGGCAACAAGUUUGGGGAGCCAGUCCUAGCUGGCUUUGCCCGCUCCUUGGGCCUCCAGCUCCCAGAUGGCCAGCGGCGUGAGUGGAUCAAGCCCAUCAUGUUCAGUGGGGGCAUUGGGUCCAUGGAAGCUGAGCAUGUGGGGAAGGAGCCCCCAGAGCCAGGGAUGGAAGUUGUAAAGGUUGGAGGUCCUGUGUACAGGAUUGGAGUUGGGGGUGGAGCUGCUUCCUCUGUGCAGGUGCAGGGAGACAACUCCAGUGACCUGGACUUUGGGGCUGUGCAGCGGGGAGACCCGGAGAUGGAACAGAAGAUGAACCGUGUGAUCCGGGCUUGUGUGGAGGCCUCCAGGGGAAACCCCAUCUGCAGCCUCCAUGACCAGGGCGCUGGUGGCAAUGGCAACGUCCUGAAGGAGCUGAGUGACCCGGCGGGAGCCAUCAUUUACACCAGCCGCUUCCAGCUGGGGGACCCAACUCUGAAUGCUCUGGAAAUCUGGGGUGCCGAGUACCAGGAGUCAAAUGCACUUCUUCUGAGGCCCCCCAACCGGGACUUCCUGAGUCGUGUCAGUGCCCGGGAACGCUGCCCAGUUUCCUUUGUGGGCACCAUCACCGGAGACAAGAGAAUUGUGCUGGUGGAUGAUCGUGAGAGCCCCGUAGGAAUAAACGGCCGAGGGGACGCCCCUGCAGCCUCUCCCCCAACCCCUGUGGACCUGGAGCUCGACUGGGUGCUGGGCAAGAUGCCUCGGAAGGAGUUCUUCCUCCAGAGGGAGCCCCCUGUGCUGCAGCCCCUGGCCUUGCCUCCCGGGCUGACUGUGCGCCAGGCUUUGGAGCGGGUUCUCAGGCUUCCCGCCGUGGCCAGCAAGCGCUACCUCACCAACAAGGUGGACCGCUCGGUAGGUGGCCUUGUGGCCCAACAGCAGUGUGUUGGGCCCCUGCAGACUCCACUGGCCGACGUAGCUGUCGUGGCACUGAGUCACCAGGAGCUUGUAGGGGCUGCCACGGCCCUGGGAGAGCAACCUGUUAAGAGCCUGCUGGACCCCAAGGUUGCUGCCCGGCUGGCAGUGGCCGAAGCCCUUACCAACUUGGUCUUUGCCUGGGUCACUGAUCUGCGGGAUGUGAAAUGCAGUGGGAACUGGAUGUGGGCAGCCAAGCUGCCAGGCGAAGGUGCAGCUCUGGCUGAUGCCUGUGAGGCUAUGGUGACAGUGAUGGCGGCCCUGGGUGUGGCGGUAGAUGGCGGCAAGGACUCCCUCAGCAUGGCUGCCCGGGUUGGCUCUGAGACUGUGCGGGCUCCUGGGGCACUGGUCAUCUCGGCCUACGCUGUCUGUCCAGACAUCACAGCCACCGUGACCCCUGACCUCAAGCAUCCUGGAGGAAGAGGCCACCUCCUGUAUGUACCUCUGAGCCCUGGGCAGCACCGGCUGGGGGGCACAGCUCUGGCCCAGUGCUUCUCCCAGCUUGGGGAGCAGCCUCCUGACCUGGACCUUCCUGAGAACCUGGUGCGUGCCUUCAGCAUCACACAGGGGCUGCUGAAAGACCGCCUCCUUUGUGCAGGCCAUGACAUCAGUGAUGGAGGCCUUGUCACCUGCCUGCUAGAAAUGGCCUUUGCUGGGAAUUGCGGGAUAGAAGUGGAUGUGCCUGCCCCUGGGGUCGAUGCAUUGGCGGUGCUGUUUGCUGAGGAGCCAGGCCUGGUGCUGGAGGUGCGAGAGCCUGACCUGGCUGGAGUGCUGCAGCGCUAUCAGGGUGCCGGCCUCUGCUGCUUGGAACUGGGCCGCACGGGCGAGGCUGGGCCCCAUGCCGUGGUCCGGGUCUCAGUGAAUGGGGUCGUGGCUGUGGAGGAACCUGUCGGGCAGCUGCGAGCCCUCUGGGAGGAGACGAGUUUCCAGCUGGACCGGCUGCAGGCAGAGCCACGCUGUGUGGCGGAGGAGGAACAAGGCCUGAAGGAGCGGACGGGGCCCACCUAUUGCUUACCCCCGACCUUCCCCAGGGCCUCUGUGCCCCGGGAGCCUGGUGGUCCCAGCCCCCGAGUCGCCAUCUUAAGAGAAGAGGGUAGUAAUGGAGACCGGGAGAUGGCAGAUGCCUUCCACUUGGCUGGGUUUGAGGUGUGGGAUGUGACCAUGCAAGACCUCUGCUCUGGAGCCAUCGGGCUAGACACAUUCCGUGGUGUGGCCUUUGUGGGUGGCUUUAGCUACGCAGACGUCCUAGGCUCUGCCAAAGGUUGGGCAGCUGCCGUGACCUUUAAUCCGAAGGCCAGGGCCGAGCUGAGUCGCUUCCGGAAGCGGCCGGACACCUUCAGCCUGGGGGUGUGCAAUGGCUGUCAGCUGCUGGCUCUGCUGGGCUGGGUGGGAGGUGACACUGACGAAGAGGCCGGGGAGGUGGGCCCUGACUCCUGGCCAGCCCAGCCGAGCCUCCUGCUAUGCCACAACCUGUCCGGGCGCUACGAGUCCCGCUGGGCCAGUGUACGUGUGGGGCCUGGGCCGGCCCUGAUGCUGCGAGGGAUGGAGGGCGCGGUGCUGCCUGUGUGGAGUGCCCAUGGAGAAGGUUACAUGGCAUUUUCUUCUCCGGAACUCCAAGCCCGGAUGGAGGCCAGUGGCUUGGUUCCCUUGCAUUGGGCAGACGAUGACGGAAACCCUACAGAGCAGUACCCUCUGAAUCCCAACGGGUCACCAGGAGGCAUGGCUGGCGUCUGCUCACGCGAUGGCCGCCACCUGGCUCUCAUGCCUCAUCCCGAGCGAGCUGUGAGGCCUUGGCAGUGGGCAUGGCGACCCUCUCCAUUUGACAUGCUCACCACCUCCCCCUGGCUGCAGCUCUUCGUCAAUGCCCGAGACUGGACCCGGGGAGGCUGCUGAGCCCGCCGGGAGGCGCCUGCCACACCUCGAUCCCUGAGUGUUGCUGCCCCCUCUUCCCUCUGCACUCUCCCCUGUCGCCUUCAGGAGCCCUGUACAUGGUUUCUAGAAGUGUCUUGGAUAGAUGGGGACCAAAACGCCAAAGCUUCUGAGCCAGUUUGCUUUUCGGCCUGCUUGAGGCCUGCACGGCUGAGCUGUUCCCAGGGCUUCUGUGCCACAUGGUUGGCGUCCUCACACUAGGCAGUAGCCUGUGCCCCUGAGGAAGGAGACUGCGGCAAAGUUCGGCUUUAGGGGGCCAGCGGGGGUUCCCUUGGCCCUGCCUCACUUCCCCAGCGAUCACCUUGUGCCUCGUUCCCCUUAUCUGGGCUCUGAGGGAUGUUUCAUGUCCCUCCAUCACUGGGGUUCAGAGUCUGGGGACAGAGCUGAUCAGCCCCUUCUGACCUCAUUCUCUAAAAACAGCAGAAGCUUUCUGGAUUCCUUUUGAAAUGUGCUGUCCUAGUGUAAGGCCAUACAACCCUGAGUGCGCCUGGUCUUGUCUGAAAUGUGCUGUCCUAGGUGUAAAUAAUUGCUGUUGGCAGAAGUGCCCCUGAUGGGGUUUCUGGCUGUGUGUCAGGGCCAGCCUGGUGCCAGGCUCUGAACUCAUUAUUCUUGGUGUUUCUCCUGACUUAGCAGCUCUCUUUCUGAUAGUAGUUGACACCUUCAUUUCUUUUUUUUUUUUUUUUUUGACACCUUCAUUUCAAAAGGGCGCCUUUAGUUUAUUGUCCUACCUCAUCAUUUGUGCCAUUUAUGUUUCUUGUGCCAAGCGAUGGCAUUGCUCUUAAGGAGUUUAUGGUCUAAUAGAAUUUAAAAUAAUAAGCUGGGAGUAGUGGCACAUGCCUCUAAUCCUAGCACCCAGAGAUGAGGCAGGAAGGUUGCUGCAAGUUUAAGGCCAGCCUGGACAGUAUAAUAAGACCCUGUAUCCAAAUAUAUAUGAAAUAAUAGCUGUGUAUAGCACUGCUGAGCCAAGGAGCACCCCCAUGUACUUGAGAUCAAACUCGGCCUUCCCACUGAGCUACAUCCCUAGUCUUUAAAGAAUUUUUUUUUUUUUUGCAGGUACGGUGGUGCAUGCUUAUAG
Messenger RNA from Chinchilla lanigera (long-tailed chinchilla), 5255 nucleotides. RefSeq names its product phosphoribosylformylglycinamidine synthase (gene Pfas). Gene Ontology annotation, molecular function: phosphoribosylformylglycinamidine synthase activity. The record is from RefSeq and is a predicted model, not a curated record. Bases 131 to 4144 code for a protein of 1337 amino acids. The transcript has 29 exons. NCBI's taxonomy places the organism in Eukaryota, Metazoa, Chordata, Mammalia, Rodentia, Chinchillidae. Gene Ontology annotation, biological process: 'de novo' IMP biosynthetic process.